Messenger RNA from Sphaerulina musiva SO2202, 2409 nucleotides. RefSeq names its product RNI-like protein. Gene Ontology annotation, biological process: SCF-dependent proteasomal ubiquitin-dependent protein catabolic process. The record is from RefSeq and is a predicted model, not a curated record. The transcript has 2 exons. NCBI's taxonomy places the organism in Eukaryota, Fungi, Ascomycota, Dothideomycetes, Mycosphaerellales, Mycosphaerellaceae. Gene Ontology annotation, cellular component: SCF ubiquitin ligase complex. The coding region runs from base 142 to 2358 and encodes 738 amino acids. Gene Ontology annotation, molecular function: protein binding.
ACUUCCACCGCACGACGGCCGCUCUUCUGCUAGUUCUACUGCAUUCUCCUAUGCGAGCCACGAGGUCUGUGAAAAGGCCGUAACCUAAGCAUCUCACAACACCACCAUCACCACCACCACCAUAUCCUCCUCUCCGCCGACAUGGCUGCUCCCGCCGCCGACUUGUCCGAAUCGUUACCACCACUCCAGUCACCACAUAGCCCAAAUGCAUCGUCACUGCCGUUUCCAGAAUUACAAGAGUUGCCGCAAAAGCUGAGAGGGCGGCAGAGACUGCUACAGAGCUUGACUCGCAAGACCUCUUCGCCCUCGAUAGCACGGCUCAGCACAACCCGAUCCAACACUUACAACGGCAAUGGCAAAGGCUCAAUUUCAUGCAUCGCGCUCAAUGCAGGGACAACAUACGGCAGUCCUGGCACUGCAUUGAGUCGCGAGAUCUCAGUUGCGUUUCAAACACCCGCCCCAUCUGCAGCGACAACGCCUGGUAUUCACCUUUCAGCCUUGGAUGAGGCCGCUCGUAUUCGUGUCCUUGCUCAGCACGAUGGCAAGCUGUCUGUUGGUAUUCCGUCUGAGAUCCGCUCCACGCCGAAAUCAGGCGCCGUUCUUGGAAUCACGAAAGUGGACGAGGAUUACUUCUCGCGGCCAGUAGCAAGACCAAUACAAUCGCGCCCGAACUUCAAUUUUUGGCAUGAUCUUCCGUCCGAGCUGAGAAUAGAGGUAUUGACUUACCUCAAGCCCAAAGAGGUCAUACGAUGUUCAUCAGUCUCAAAGUCCUGGCACCAAAUGUGCUUCGAUGGACAACUGUGGGCCGUAUUGGACACUUCGGGCUUUUAUCAGGACAUACCAGGAGACGCUCUAGUGACCAUCAUCACCGCCGCCGGACCAUUUGUACGAGAUCUCAAUCUGCGAGGUUGUGUUCAGCUUCGAGAGCGCUGGAACUCUAGAGGUCUAUCGGAUGCGUGCACAAAUCUAGAGAACCUGUCACUCGAAGGCUGUCGCAUUGACCGCGCAUCUAUUCACAACUUUCUGUGGUCAAACAGCAGUCUUACUCACAUCAAUUUAUCCGGUCUUGCGGGCGCUACCAAUGCCGCUAUGAAGGUGAUUGCUCAGAAAUGCCCCAGGUUGGAGCAUCUCAAUAUCUCGUGGUGCAACAACGUCGACACUCGGGGGCUUCUCAAAGUCGUGGAGAGCUGCCCUCUCUUGAAGGAUCUUCGUGCUGGUGAAAUUCGUGGCUUCGACGAUCUUCACUUUAUGGAGCGUCUUUUCGAGCGCAACACUCUGGAGCGUCUUCUACUGAUGAAUUGCGAGACAUUGACCGACGAAUCCAUUGCUGUCUUGAUUGAAGGUAGCAACAGCGAGAUUGAUCACAUCUCUGGCAGACCCAUCGUGCCACCCCGUAGGCUCAAGCAUGUUGACCUGACGGGGUGCAAGUCACUUACUGAUAAAGGUGUGCGUAGCUUCGUUGGGAACAUUCCAAAUAUCGAGGGACUGCAGUUGUCCAAGUGUAAUGGAAUCCUCGAUGGCACGCUGACCGCGUUGCUCCCAACUAUCCCUAUGUUGACCCAUUUAGACCUAGAAGAACUCGAAGACCUCAGUAACGUAACUUUGCAUGCGCUGGCGAGUUCCCCGUGUGCCAAAAGGCUAAAACACCUGAGCAUCUCAUACUGCGAAAACAUGGGCGAUGCUGGGAUGCUGCCCGUGGUUAAAGCAUGCACGAAUCUUCGAUCUUUGGAGAUGGACAACACGCGUAUAGGAGAUCUGGUGCUGGCAGAAGCUGCCAGCAUGGUCCGGCAGAGGAGUGGACGCAAGACCGUUCAAGGCACGACAACCUCAGGCCAACAUUCGUGGAAACCUGUGGUCGGUCUGCGAUUAGUCGCCUAUGAUUGUCAGAAUGUGACCUGGACUGGUGUGCGAGAACUUCUGUCUCGAAACGCGGAUGUGUCGAUCACUACUCACACGAUGAAUCUUGCAGUGUCUGAUAUUGCUGGGGGUGAAUCAACUCCCGCAGAUGUGGCCCCGCCACCACGGCUUCACAUCGUCCAAAGUGCAACUUUCCCGGCCGAAGUCAUCCAAGCCAAGGUGUUCUAUACAUACCAGCCAACCGUGGAAGAGCAUUUCAAGCGUGUAAUGCGUGGCGACUUCAUUGCGGCCAGGCGUCUCGAGAGGAAAUGGGCGGAGUUCAUGAUUGCCCAGGAAGAGGCCAGCACUACAGGGGGUGGUCGACGCCGUCGAGAACGGCGAGCCCGUCAGGCGCAGCUCAUGCAUGCCGACGAGGAAGAUAUCGAUGCACAUGCACCCGGUAUUGGCGUGGGCGGAGGUCGUCGACGGCGUGCGCGAAGUGGCGGAUGCACGGUGAUGUGAUAUAUAUUUCAGUAGGAUAGAUGGUUAGGGUAUCUUGUUCGUAGCACCCGU